CGAAAUCCACACCCACCGCUUGCAAUUAAUUGUUGUUUUGCUCUGGAUAUUGAUUCUUGGGUGAGAACUUUGAUUCCUUUCUGUUAGGGUUCUUGAAUCUGGGCAAUUGGGGCUUACUGUGUUGUGGGUUCGGCUGAAUUUCACCAUUUGCCCAGAAUGAUAAGGCCGGAAAGAGGGGCAAGAAGGUCAUUCUUUGUUGGCACCACUGUCAAGAAGAAGCUCUCAGACAUCACCAACAUCAUGCCACAACCCAAGUCCGCCAUGGAUAUGAGGAAAGACGAUUCUUUGGAGGACUAUGCGGAUCAUCUUGUCAAGGAAAAUAUGGCGUUAGUGAAACUCUUUCAGGACAAAAACAAAAUAAUAGAAUUGAGCGGAACUGAGAUUCAGAAACUGAGAGUUACCCUUCAGAAAAUGCAAAUUCAGAACCGGAGUCUUGCUCAGUCAAACAGUCAAAUGACAGCGGAACUUGCCUUCAAUAAAGAAAAGUUGAUGUCACUUCAACAUGAGAUUGCUUGUAAGGAAGCGCUACACAAAGCAAAGCUAUUGGAAGCAAAGGAACAAGAAAAUACCAAUGGCGAAAAGCAUGAGAAUCAGGAUGGGGAGGCUGCGACAGCAAAUGCUCUUUCAGUAAGGAAUGUAGAGAACAGCAAACCUAGUAUAGGAAGGCCGCUUCGCCCCACAAGAAGUCGAUCUAUGAGCCAUUCCACUGCUUCCCAACAAGUUGGAAAAGAAGAAGCUGCAGGAAAACGGCGCCGCUUAAGGAGGCAGUCAACCAGUUGCACAACGAAGAAGCAGCAGGAGGAGCCAGUUGAGGACUUGUUUGAGUUAGAAGAAAACAUUGAAGCACAAUUUCUUCAUGAUAAGCGUCCUGCUUCCCAACAACCAAACAGGACUUCCAUUGGAAGGCCGCUGCGGAAAGCAGCUGAGAAGGUUCAGUCCUACAAAGAGACUCCCAUUAAUGUCAAAAUGAGAAGAACUGAUUGAGCUUCUCUCCUGUGUACUAUUGUAACUGGGUUGUUGUCCAUUACUAAUAGAUACCUUAGUUGUGCCUUCUCUUUUUUUUUUUUUUUGCUUAAUUUUUAGGGUUGCUCGCUUACUCUCUAGGAUUGACGACGUUGCACUAGCUUCCUUCGAUAAAUUGCAAGAAGCGAACUACGAAGAAGUAGAUUGGUCAGUGUGAAGCACGCAACGAAGUCUAUAUUUUCUAGUCUCAAUCACAUGCGUCUCAAGCCGAGUCCAUCUCGUUUUCCCGUCAACGACUUAGUCAUCCAUCACCUCAAGUUUUAUCUUUACCUCCUUUCAGUAAAAGUAGUACUCAAAU
Molecule: messenger RNA, 1321 nt
Organism: Cuscuta campestris
Lineage: Eukaryota; Viridiplantae; Streptophyta; Magnoliopsida; Solanales; Convolvulaceae
Source: the annotation of a GenBank genome assembly